AUCCAUCAAUGUAUUAUUCCAUCUUCAAUUCCACCAUGUUUGGACUCUUCUAAGUUCUAAAAGCUUUCAACCAAUUCAGAAUAAGAAAGCUAGCUGGGAAGCUAAGGCACCACACCACAUUCCUAUUCCAAGAAUCUACAUAAGACCAUUCAUACAAUUGUUGUUAUAAAUACUGAGAGAUCCGAGAGUGUCCGCCAUUGUUGUCAAAGCUUUCUUCUUCUAUUUCUUCUGAUCUGUGUGAAUUAAUAUGAGAAGAGCUAGAGGUUUCAGGAUUGGGCGGAAGCAGGUCGGGGUUUUCACGUGGGUCAUUCACCGGAGGGCGAAGCCGGGGGGCUCCUACCGGCUGCUGGAACCGCGCAGCUCCGCCGUGGACGGAGGAGCGCUUUCUAAGCUGCGGCGGAGCUUGGGGGGUUUGUUGAAACGGCGUAGUCCGGGUUAUGUUCGGGUCGGGCAAGAAGCGGCGGAGGCGAAGAGAGGCGUGGGUGUACCGAAGGGGCACCUGGCGGUGUACGUCGGGGAGAAGGAGGACGGCGCGGCGGCCGAGGCGGCGGCGCGUAGAGUGGUGGUGCCCGUCAUCUACUUUAACCACCCGCUGUUCGCGGACUUGUUGCGGGAGGCGGAGACGGUGUACGGGUUCAAUCAUCCCGGCGGGAUCCAGAUUCCUUGCCGGAUAUCCGAGUUUGAGAAUGUGCAGUCCAGAAUCGCCGCCACGGGCGGUGGUGACGGCUGCAAUUUCCGGCGGCGGAGCUGGAGACACAGAAUCAAAUGGUGAAGUGGAUCGACGACGGUCUUCAUAAUUUCGUAGGAUUAUUCUAGGAUUCGUUUGGUAGUAAGAAGUUACUGCCUCUCCGGUCGGUUUUCUCUUGUUUAUUUUCUUCAUGCGAGUGGAAGAUUUUCUUGUACAAAACUUUACCAGCCAAACCAUUUGAAUAAAAGAAAAAAUCUCUCCCAGAGAUAUUUUAUUAAACA
Molecule: messenger RNA, 969 nt
Organism: Ipomoea nil (Japanese morning glory)
Lineage: Eukaryota; Viridiplantae; Streptophyta; Magnoliopsida; Solanales; Convolvulaceae
Product: auxin-responsive protein SAUR36-like
Exons: 1
Coding region: 248-772 (174 amino acids)
Biological process (GO): response to auxin
Source: RefSeq, a predicted model, not a curated record